Molecule: messenger RNA, 5584 nt
Organism: Amphibalanus amphitrite
Lineage: Eukaryota; Metazoa; Arthropoda; Thecostraca; Balanomorpha; Balanidae
Gene: Lerp
Product: cation-independent mannose-6-phosphate receptor-like
Exons: 25
Coding region: 135-4034 (1299 amino acids)
Biological process (GO): lysosomal transport
Molecular function (GO): D-mannose binding; signaling receptor activity
Source: RefSeq, a predicted model, not a curated record
AUCUAUGGGUCUACGCCUUGGGUCUACCUGUUUCUGAUAGGUAUCUUGCAUUUCUCUGUCAUGUGAGUGCUCAAACUGAAACCGGUUUUGGUUUACAGAAGAGCCAACUAGCAGCUGGCACAUGUUGGUCUCCCAUGAUGGCAAUCUUGUGGCAGUUGCUUGUCAUCAUUCUAAUUUCCAACUGCCAUCUAGUUUUUGGAGAUGCUCAAGACAGGUGCAUCCUGGAUCUGCAAUUAACCAGCAUUAAUAAGUCAUAUGAUCUGAUAAGUGCCGCGCUCGGCCCGGUGUCGGUGUCGGCCCGGUGGUCGGGCCGCCCGGUGGUGGCCGCCGUUCAGCUGUGCGCCGCCGGCCCGUGCGCCGCUCCGUCGGCGGCCUGUGUCACCUCCGGCGAUGGACAGCCUCUGGUGGCGGACGCCGGCCGGCUCACCAACAGCACCGCUCUGGUGGUGAAGGACAGCUCUCAGCUGCAGCUGGACCUGGCGCCCGGCCAGCCGUGCAGCAGCCAAGGGCGCAACACCACCUUUAACACGACGGUGUUGUUUGUCUGCGAUCCGUCGGACCAGGAGUCUGAGCGGCAACGUCCGCUGGCCGUGUUUGGGGACUGCUCUCUGACCGUCAUCUGGUACACGGCGGGCGCGUGCGGCCGACCGGCCGCCGCGCCGGCCGCCUGUCCGCUGCUCGCCUACGGGCCGCUGCGCUCCCGGCCGGGCCUGGCCGGCCUGGCGUCCGCUCGCUGGAGCGCCGUCGGCGCCGGCGUGUCGGUGCAGGCGCGGCUGUGCGGCGGCGGGGACGGGCCGUGCGCCGGCGCGCCCCUCUGUGUCACCGCCGGCGGCCGCGCGCAGGCUGUGGGCUCCGCCGACCGGCCGCCGCGGCUGGCGACCACCGCCAACGGUAGCGUCACGCUCACCUACGGGCCGUCCGACGGAGAGCGGGCCGAGGUGGCGCUGCGCUGUCGGGAGGAGGCCGGCGCCGGGCGGCUGCUGGUCGUCGGCCACCGCCAGCCGCGGCUGCUGCAGCUCGCGCUGGAGACGGCCGUGGUCUGCCCCGUCCGCCGUGUCGACUGCCGGGUGACCGCGGAAGACGGUACCGUCCGCGACCUGAGCGCGCUCUCUCUGGAGACGGGCGCGUGGGAGACAGCUGACCGGGCCGCCGGACGCGCCGGCGACCGCUUCUUCAUCAACAUGUGCCGCGCGCUGGGCGGCGACAGCGGCGCGGCGCUGUGCGGAGGCGUGGCCGGCACCGCGGUUUGUUUGCGCGCGGAGACGGGCGACCCGGUCAGCCUGGGCGCCGUGGCCGGACCGCCCUCUCGGAUGGCCGACGGCUCGAUAUCCAUCGUGUACUCCAACGGCUCCCCGUGCGGUGGCGACCGGUACAGCUCCGAGCUGCAGCUGGUCUGCGGCCCGCUCAGGGACGGCGCGCCGCUGCUGCUCGGCCGCGCCCACUGCCGCUUCACCUUCCUCUGGGAGACGGUGGUCGCCUGCGGACGCCAGGAGAGCUCCGGCGGCCGGUGCGCGGUGGUGGAGCCGCUGUACGGACACCGGCUGGACGUCAGCGCGCUGCGCCGGCCCGACUCGGACUACGCGCUGCCGCUGGACGGCGGCGGCACGCUCUACCUGAACCUCUGCGGCCCGCUGGUGCGCCGCUGCGCCGGCGCCGCCGGACAGGGCGCCUGUCUGCUGCACGCCAACGGCACCGAGCUCUCCUACGGCGGCGCCAGCUCCCGGCUGUGGCACUCGGACGGCGUGCUCUCGCUGCGGCUGACGGGCGGCGCGCGCUGCGGUCCGUCCGCCAACCACUCGACUCGCGUGGUGUUCACGUGUGACCAGCGGGCGCCGGCGGCCGCCGAGCCGGGCCUGGUGCACCUGGGCUGCACCUCGUUUGUGGUGGUGCCGACCCGCCUGGCGUGUCCGCCGCGCCGCGCCGCCGACUGCCGCACGCCGGACGGCCGGUUCGACCUGAGCGCUCUGACGGCGCUCACCGGCAACCACGAGUACCGCGAGCCGGGCGCCACCUACGUGCUGAACGUGUGCCACUCGGUGAACCCCGAGCAGGGCGUCAACUGCCCGCCGGACGCGGCCGUCUGCCUGGUGCGGCCCGCCGGCAACGGCACAGGGCGCAGCUACACGAGCCUGGGCGCCGUGUCGGCCGGCCCGACCGUGGACGGCGACCGCCUGCUGCUGCGCUACUCGACCGGACAGCGGUGCGACGGCGACCCGGCGCGACGGCUGCGCGCCGCCGAGAUCCGCUUCAGCUGCGACCCGACCGCGCAGGGCACCCAGCCGCGGCUGGUCUCCACGGACGACUGUGUGUUCCGGUUCGCCUGGACGACGGCCAGCGCCUGCCCGCUGCAGCAGACGCGGGGAGCGGCCAACUGCUCCGUGGAGAACCCACAGACCGGCUUCAGGUUCGACCUGUCGCCGCUGGCGCGGCCCGGUGGCUACUCUGCCUCGCUGCGGGACAACCAGUACCGGCUGAAUGUGUGCUCCCCGCUGCCGGCGACGGCUGGCUGCCCGGCCGGAACGGGAAUAUGUAAGACCGCCGCCGCCAGCCCGGCCGGCAGUGUCAGUGUGGGCGCGGCGAGUGGGAACCUGGUGUACGACGCCGGCGUCCUGCUGCUCUCCUACGGUGAAGGUGCGCCGUGCGAUGGAGGCGGCCGUUACAGCACCGUGAUCAGCUUCUUCUGCGGCCCGGACGGCGAGCCGUCGACGGCGCACGUGGUGGAGGACGACCGGUGCGCCGUCACCGUCCACUGGCCCACCCAGCUGGCCUGCGAGACCCGGGUGGAGUGCGCCGUGGACACGCCGGACGGCCUGGUGGACCUGCGCGCGCUGGCGGCACUGGGUGGCGCGUCCCCCGAUCCGCGCGCACGACCGGCCGGCAGCGACGACCAGACCUACCGUGUCGGUGUGUGUCGACCUCUGGCGCCGGCCGCCGGGCGGGCCUGUCCGGCCGGCAGCGCCGCCUGCCGCUCCAGCGGCUCACAGCACCAGGGCUUGGGUCACGUGGUAUCUCCGCCGCGGUUCAGCACCGACCACGUGACGCUGACGUACGAGCACGGGUCGCCGUGCGCCGGGCAGCCGGGCCGCAACUUGUCCACAGAACUGCAGCUCUACUGUAACGCCUCGCAGCCGGCCACGGAGAGCCGCCCGGAGUGGCCGCUCUACGCCGACUGCCGGUACACGUUCCGUUGGCGCUCGGCGGCCGCGUGUCCUCUGUCGCCGGCCAGUGGGCGUGCCCGGCGCCAGUGUCUGGUCGGCCGGCCCGACGGCACCGUCCUCGACCUCAGCACGCUGACGGCCCAACAGUCGGAACAGGUGCAGUUCGCCGGCCGGACGGUGCGUCUGCGGCCCUGCCACGCCGACCCCCGCUGCGCCGGCGCCGUCUGCGUGGACAACUCCAGCUUCGGCGACGAGGCCAGCUUCAGCGUCAGCGAGUCGGACGACGGGGCCGUAACGCUGGAGUACAGCACGGACGCCGCCUGCGCGCCACAGGAUGGCGGCCCGACGACCCGCGGCGCCACGCUGCGGCUGACCUGUGACCGGACGCUGGGCAGGGGCUCGCCAGUCGUCACUCGGCUGACGCCGUGUCACGUGACGGCGGAGUGGCGCUCGGCGGCGGUGUGCGUCCCGGGGGACGCUCCGGUGGCCUCCGGUCCGCCGCCGGUCCGCGGAACAGGACACGCUGUGGCCUGGCUGACGGUGGCCGCCGUGGCCGGCGCGCUGGUGGCCUUCCUGUUGGCGCGCAGUCGGUGGCGCGGCUGUGCCUCCUGCGCGUGCUGCCAGGUGUGGGGCGCGCUGAGGCGUCAGCUCCUGUCGCCGGGCACCCGCGCCUCGGCCCACUACCGGCCGGUGCGCGCCGAGGACCCGGACGACACGGAGACGGCGCUGCUGCUGGACGCGCCGCUGGAGGAGCAGCGCUCGCCGCGGCCGGCCGCGCGCCGCCGGCCGGCCGGCCACUCGCCGCCGCCGCCCGACAUGACCGACAUCUGCCUGGACCCGGCCUGCGACUCGGACGACGAGCUGCUGGUGGUCUAGCGGGCCGACGGAGCCGACGGACGGAGCGGCCGCGGCAGUCAGCGCCCCCGUCCCGCAGUGGGGCCGCGCGCGCGGUCCCCAGACGGCUGACACGCCCAGGGAGAGAAUUGGCUGUGGCCUAUCCAGUCGUGUAGCGCCGUGUGCUGUGUAAGCUUUGUCAGCAAGGACUGUAUGGUGUAGUCAAUGUGUCUGUUAUGUCCUUGAUAUAGCUGGUAUGUAUUUUAUGCGAUGGAUCUCUAUUUGUGUUUAAUCUUGUCGGAGUGAUUAUAUGUCAUUUGAUGUACCCUUUUGUGUCAUCCUGUAUUGUUUUUAUGCUUCCUUGUAGCUGUGUGAACUGAGCGAUUAUAGGAUGAAAGCUGUUUAUCGGUCGUUGUCUCUCCCGUGCUUUGUAUCAGUACCGUUUUAGAGUUUAGGUUGUAUCGCUCCGGGAGCCGCGGCCGGCCGUGUGCGCGGUACUGCCGGAGUGCCACCGGCCGGCGCCUCAGGUCGGUCCCCCCCCCCCCCUGCCGUCGGUGCGGCGCACAGUGCCGGCCGGAGCGGAACGCAGUCGUGUCGCCCCGUGUGUGGCGUGACGCCAGUAUAGCGCGGCGUAACGUGACGGCCGCCCAGCCGGGCGUUCCCCGCCACCCCCGGCCCGUGAGCUGGGACCCACCGGCCAGUCACCGGGGGGACGCCGUCAGACGCCGCUGUACCCGCGUGAGCAGAACACUAGUCCGAUUUUACUGCUGCGGCUGUUUGAAAUGGAAAUCCGGUUGCACUAGCAACACAGUAUGCUACUGUCUACAGAGUGCUUUUGCAAAGCCAUGCGUUAGGAUUUACUGGUUUUCGCUAAAAAGCUGUUAUUGGAGACGUUAUACUAACUCGCAUUAGAGACUGUAAAUAUAAGACUGACACGGCUCAUAUGCUCCCGCUUACUCCAGUAACGUCUGCCCGUACCGAGGCCUCAAUGUCGUGUGUUCGUUCUGCUGCUGCUCUCUGUCGCCCGCCGAGUGAAGGUCGCCAUUACCGACUGCGUCCCGCCGAGUGAAGGUCGCCAUCACCGACUGCGCAUGCUGAGGCUCGGGUGCUGCGGCAUCUCUGCUGCUCAGCAGUGAGAGACGUGCCGGUGUGCAGCUAUCAUAUGCCGCUGUAUAGCUGCCGUGUGCCGCUAUACAGCAGUCAUGUGGCGCUAUUCAGCUGCCGCAAGCCGCAGUGUAUAGCCGCUGUGUGCCGCUUUACAUCUGCCGUGUACCGCCGUGCAGCUGCCGUGUGCCGCUAUACAGCCGUCAUGUGGCGCUAUUCAGCUGCCGCAAGCCGCUGUAUAGCCGCUGUGUGCCGCUUUACAUCUGCCGUGUACCGCCGUGCAGCUGCCGUGUGCCGCUAUACAGCCGUCAUGUGGCGCUAUUCAGCUGCCGCAAGCCGCUGUGUGCCGCUUUACAUCUGCCGUGUGCCGCUAUACAGCUGCCGUAGGACCGGCUCAGCCACGGUGUGCCAAUGCUGCCCACCCGAUCCAACACGAGAGUGACCAUUCGCUACCAUUAUUUGUGCGAAAUAAAUCGAUCCGGGAACUU